AUGGACAAAGAAACAAUUGGUACGCAGUAUGAACCUGUGGCGGAGAUUGGAGAAGGUGCCUAUGGAAAAGUGUACAAGGCGAGAGAUUUGAAAAACGGGGGCAGAUUUGUCGCCCUAAAACGAGUUCGGGUCCAGACUGAGGAAGAGGGGAUGCCUCUCUCGACUAUCCGGGAGGUGGCAGUACUGAGGCAGCUUGAGGCGUUUGAGCAUCCUAAUGUUGUCAGGCUUUUUGACGUGUGUACAGUGUCUCGGACUAACCGUGAAACCAAACUCACGCUGGUCUUUGAGCAUGUGGAACAAGACCUGACCACCUACCUAGAGAAAGCACCUGACCCCGGCGUGCCGCCAGAAACUAUUAAGGAUAUGAUGUAUCAGCUGCUCCAGGGUCUGGACUUCCUGCACUCGCAUCGAGUGGUUCACCGUGACCUGAAACCCCAGAAUAUCCUGGUUACCAGCGGAGGACAGAUUAAACUCGCCGACUUCGGUCUCGCUCGCAUCUACAGCUUCCAGAUGGCGCUCACCUCUGUGGUGGUGACUCUGUGGUACCGAGCUCCAGAAGUGUUGCUGCAGUCCAGUUAUGCCACCCCGGUAGACCUGUGGAGUGUUGGCUGCAUCUUUGCUGAGAUGUUCAGAAGAAGACCUCUAUUUCGCGGUAGCUCCGAUGUUGAUCAGCUGGGGAAAAUUUUCGAUGUCGUUGGGGUACCUUCAGCAGAAGACUGGCCCCAGGAAGUGGCCCUACCACAGAGUGCCUUCAGACCACAGCCAGCUAAGCCAAUAGAAGACUUGGUUCCUGACAUAGAUGAGCAAGGGCGGGCCCUCUUAUUGCAAUUCCUUGCAUUCAACCCUUCCAGGAGGAUAUCUGCAUUCGCCGCACUUACUCACCCUUAUUUCCAGAGUGUGGACAGCCUCAGUCGAAGCGUGUACGCGGCGCAGCCCAUCCCCAGCAACAAGCCCACUAUUGAAGAGAGGACUGCCUGA
This is a messenger RNA of Nerophis lumbriciformis (worm pipefish), 978 nucleotides long. The record is from RefSeq and is a predicted model, not a curated record. NCBI's taxonomy places the organism in Eukaryota, Metazoa, Chordata, Actinopteri, Syngnathiformes, Syngnathidae.